AUGUUGUCCAAUCCCCUACCAACCGUCAAUUCUCAAUCGUCACUCAGUCCUAUACCUUCCCUCAGUCCAAUAAAUUCCCUCAAUAACGGGAAUAACAACAACGAUUAUCAUAUGUCGCAUCACAUCUCUCAGCACCAUUCAACGUAUCAUCAUUCGCCUCCAUUGGAUCAUGCCCAGCCACCACAGGAAGUUUCGUCUAAUUAUCAGAAUAACCCUCAGCCUGUUACUAUUCCAUCUCCACCGGCGAGCAUCAAUCAACCUAGCUCGAAUUUACGAUUCGAAGUUGUUUUAGAAGCACCCACAGCUGCGGCCCAGCGCAUUGAUGAAACACCGAUAACUUACCUCAAUAAAGGUCAAUACUAUUGUGUCAUAUUGCAAGAUCAGGAAAAGACCGAUGCCGAUUUUACAACGAUUAUCAAAGUAAUGUUCCAUGAUGAAGCUCAUCGCAAAGUAGCGUCAUCAUAUUGGACUUUCUGGCUGAGCCAGCAAGCGUCACCCAAAACUGCUCGGGCUAUUGAUAUUGACAAGGCCGCAUCUUCGGGCAUAAGAAAUGUGGAGACAAAGUCCUUUGAUCGUGUACAAUUCCAAUGGAACGGUAAAAAACCCGCAAAGAUACUGGUGAAGUUUAACUGCUUGUCGACAGACUUUUCGCGCAUAAAGGGUGUCAAAGGCAUUCCGCUUCGAGUGCAUGUUGAAACCAAGAGCGAAAGCGAACAAUCGCUAGAGAAAUCGUUUGCCAAGAUUAAGCUCUUUAGGGACAAAGGAGCGGAACGUAAAUAUAAGGAUGACCAGAAACACCUGGACAAAAUGUGUGAUAAAAUGAGAGUCAAAUCACAAGAAACGACGCCAGUGAUGAUGAUGUAUGCACAACCUACCAAUGUGACAGUGUUCCAUGAAAUUACGGGUAAUUCAGAUGCAGCGGAUGAUGGCGAUGUGCUAAAUCUAGCAGAGCAGAUCAACAGUUUAGAAUCCGACGCUGAUGGCGGAGAAUUGGUGACCUUGCAUCUGGGCAAGCGACGACGAAUUUCGGUUGGAACCGAUAGUUUCAUGGAAGCUCUAGAUUGUGAUCCAACAUACAUUCCUGUACGGAAGAAGCGUGCUGUCCUUUGCAUUUAUGCCAAGUUUCCCAAUGAAUCAGUCUACCGUGCAAUCUAUCUUAACCAAUUGACGGCUUCCGACCUCAUUGCCAAACUUGUUGACAAGCUCGAUUUACAAGGUCAAACCGUUUCAAGCGUUCAUCGACACACUAAACGUGGGAUUAAUGUGCGAGUUGACGAUGAAUUGAUUCAUCAGAUUGAAGAUGAACAGGACAUGGAAAUUGACUAUACCGUAGAGCAGGAUGGUGUGCUUUUAUCGUUGAAAUUUUAA
This is a messenger RNA of Paraglomus occultum, 1368 nucleotides long. The record is from the annotation of a GenBank genome assembly. Lineage: Eukaryota; Fungi; Glomeromycota; Glomeromycetes; Paraglomerales; Paraglomeraceae.